This is a messenger RNA of Brassica oleracea var. oleracea, 1833 nucleotides long. RefSeq names its product sorting nexin 2B-like. The coding region runs from base 197 to 1693 and encodes 498 amino acids. Gene Ontology annotation, molecular function: phosphatidylinositol binding. The transcript is spliced from 5 exons. Lineage: Eukaryota; Viridiplantae; Streptophyta; Magnoliopsida; Brassicales; Brassicaceae. The record is from RefSeq and is a predicted model, not a curated record.
CCCAAUUUGGUUCAUUGACGGGGACUUCACGACAGUAAUCAAUCCAGUCUCCUCCGUCACCACCACCAUCGCUGCGACUUAGCCUCUCCGGCUUCUAAUCGCGGUUCACGACCGCCGUAUCAGCUUCAUCAGCAUCGGAAUCUCAGUUUCCUCUCUUCGAUUCUUACUAAAAUUAGAUUCAUCACUCACACCAAAAAUGAUGGGCUCAGAGAACGACGAAGACUCCCAUCUCUCUCCGCCGCCGAUUAUCGUAACUCCGGCAGAUUCCGAUCCACUCUCCGCCUUGCCUCCUCCAAACGGCGGCACCUCUUACAUCGAGCCUCCGUCUUACGCCGACGUUAUCUUCAGCCCUUUCGAUGACAACAACAACGCCUCAGAUGAUUCCUCAGACACACUCUCUAGAUCUCCGUCUUCCUCCAGCUCCUCCGAUUACAUCAAGAUCACUGUCUCCAGCCCCCAGAAGGAGCAGGAAACAGCAAGCUCCAUGCUUUCCGGAGGAAGCACUUACGUCACGUACCUGAUUACAACAAGAACGAAUCUCCCUGAGUAUAAAGGUUCCGACUUUACCGUGAGGAGACGGUUUAGAGACGUUGUUGCAUUGGGGGAUAGGUUAGCUGAGUCUUAUAAGGGAUUUUGUAUUCCGCCGAGGCCGGAUAAGAGCGUGGUGGAGAGCCAAGUGAUGCAAAGGCAAGAGUUUGUUGAGCAGAGGAGAGUUGCUUUGGAGAAGUACUUGCGCAGGCUUGCUUCACAUCCUGUGAUUAGGAGUAGUGAUGAGCUGAAAGUGUUUCUUCAAGUGGAAGGGAAGUUAAACCACUUGAAGGUGGGAACAGAUGUGGCGUCUAGGGUGUUGGAUGGUGGUGUCUCUGUGGUUGAGGUGGCUCAGCCGGCUAGAAGCGGUAGAGAUUUGUUUAGGUUGUUUAAGGAGCUUAGACAGUCGGUUUCUAAUGACUGGGGUGGAGCUAAACCAGCUGUUGUGGAGGAAGAUAAAGAGUUUUUGGAGAGGAAGGAGAGGAUGCAUGAUCUUGAGAAAGAGAUCAUUAAUGCCUCACAGCAGGCUGAAACACUUGUCAAGGCACAGCAAGACAUGGGGGAGACGAUGGGGGAGUUGGGAUUAGCGUUCAUUAAGUUGACGAAGUUCGAGAACGAAGAAGCUGUCUUCAAUUCUCAACGAGCUCGUGCCAAUGAUAUGAAGAACUUAGCCACCGCGGCUGUGAAAGCUAGCAGGUUUUACAGAGAACUGAACUCUCAGACGGUCAAGCAUUUGGAUACACUCCACGAUUACCUUGGCGUAAUGAUGGCGGUCCAGGGCGCAUUUGCAGAUAGAUCUAGUGCUUUACUGACAGUGCAGACGCUUCUGUCCGAGGUUUCUUCACUUGAAGGAAGAGCAGAGAAGCUAGAAGCUGCGUCGUCGAAGGUAUUUGGCGGGGACAAGUCAAGGAUUAAGAAGAUAGAAGAGUUAAAAGAAACCAUCAAAGCCACUGAAGACGCCAAGAAUGUAGCCAUCAGGGACUAUGAGCGGAUCAAGGAAAAUAACCGGAGUGAAGUUGAAAGGCUGGACAGAGAAAGGCGUGCAGACUUCUUGAGUAUGAUGAAGGGCUUUGUUGUUAACCAGGUUGGAUAUGCAGAGAAGAUGGCCAAUGUGUGGGCAAAGGUUGCAGAGGAGACUAGUCAAUACAAUAGAGAGAGCUCUUAACAAGAGAGCAGCCUGUAAUUUUCUUAUUCUUAUUCUUUACUCAUGGUUUUGUGCUUUACUCAGUUUCACUUUGGUGUAAAACAAACAACAAAAACAAAAAUAGUUAAAUACUCCAUAAACAAGUUUAGAAGAAUUUAUUA